AUGGGCUCCAAGACACUUGAAAAUGAGGGCCAGGGCGGUGGAUAUGCUCCUCCCAGCUCUACCAAGCCCAAUGCUACAGGCGGAGAACCACGUGGAACCCAUCUUGCCCGCGAUGGCGAUGGUACCAUCGGUGAUGACGAUGGCGGCGACGAUGGCGACAGCGACCAUGCCGCCGGCGCUGCUACCUUGCCGUUGAACUUCGACUCCGCAGCUCAGGCUAAAUCUCAAAAGAAGAAACGAAAGAAGUCUAAGAAGAAGUCUUCUUCCAAGCAAUCCUCACCACCACGAGUCCCUCUCACCCUGCUGUUCCCUACCGGCAACUACCCGACCGGUGAAUUGCUGAAAUAUGCGCCUAUCGAGAACACAGCUCGUACCACGGGCGAGGAGCUCCGACAUGAGUCUCGGAAACGCGUUGAAGACGAGAAUUUCCUGAAAGACUACCGCAAGGCAGCGGAGAUCCACCGUCAGGUCCGACAGUGGACGCAGCAAAACGUUACCCCGGGCCAGACACUGACGGAAAUCGCCGUGGGCAUCGAAGACGGCGUGAGAGCGCUACUCGACAACGAUGGCCUUGGUACCGGUGAUUGUCUUGUGUCUGGAAUGGGAUUCCCGACUGGUAUCGCCCUGAAUAAUUGCGUUGCGCAUUACACGCCCAACUCCGGCCAGAAAGAAGUGAUUCUGAAAUCGAGUGACGUGAUGACAAUCGAUUUUGGAGUUCAUAUCAAUGGCUGGAUUGUUGACAGUGCUUUCACUAUGUCAUUUGAGCCAACCUAUGACAAUUUGCUGGCUGCUGUCAAGGAUGCAACGAAUACUGGCAUUCAGACUGCUGGAAUCGACGUUCGUAUCAGUGAUGUCAGCGCUGCCAUCCAGGAAGCCAUGGAAAGCUAUGAGGUGGAAAUCAAUGGUAAAUCUAUCCCCGUCAAGGCAGUGCGAGGUCUUAGUGGACACAACAUUGAACAAUACCGCAUCCAUGGUGGCAAAUCAAUUCCAUUUGUCAGGAACAAUGACAACACCAAGAUGGAAGAGGGAGAGGUCUUUGCUAUCGAAACAUUCGGCACGACUGGCCGAGGCCACAUGUUCGAUGGUAUCGGAAUUUAUGGGUAUGGGAAAGACCCAUUCGCGCCGAAGAAGAUCAAGACCCAUCUCGCUAGUGCCAACUCUCUGUAUCAGAAGAUCAACGAGAACUUUGGCUCGAUUGUCUUCGCUCGCCGUUAUCUUGAACGGCUUGGUGUUGAGCGUUAUUUGGCUGGCAUGAACACCCUUGUAAACCAUGGCGUUGUUGAAGCCUAUAAGCCACUUAUGGACAUCGAAGGAUCAUACUCCGCACAGUUUGAACACACCAUUCUGCUGCGCGAAUCAAACAAAGAAGUCCUCAGCCGCGGCGAUGACUAUUGA
This is a messenger RNA of Penicillium antarcticum, 1395 nucleotides long. RefSeq lists its product as uncharacterized. The coding region runs from base 1 to 1395 and encodes 464 amino acids. Gene Ontology annotation, biological process: proteolysis. The transcript is spliced from 6 exons. The record is from RefSeq and is a predicted model, not a curated record. Gene Ontology annotation, molecular function: metalloaminopeptidase activity. NCBI's taxonomy places the organism in Eukaryota, Fungi, Ascomycota, Eurotiomycetes, Eurotiales, Aspergillaceae.